Messenger RNA from Miniopterus natalensis, 1336 nucleotides. RefSeq names its product odd-skipped related transciption factor 2 (gene OSR2). Gene Ontology annotation, biological process: regulation of transcription by RNA polymerase II; urogenital system development; embryo development. Gene Ontology annotation, molecular function: DNA-binding transcription factor activity, RNA polymerase II-specific; RNA polymerase II transcription regulatory region sequence-specific DNA binding. NCBI's taxonomy places the organism in Eukaryota, Metazoa, Chordata, Mammalia, Chiroptera, Miniopteridae. The record is from RefSeq and is a predicted model, not a curated record. Gene Ontology annotation, cellular component: nucleus.
GGGGCGAGCGCUGAGCGCCCGCGCCCAGCGCCCGGGGUCCUCGCGCAUUCCGCGUCCGCAGGCUCCGGCCAAGGCGACGAUCCGCUCUCGUGUUUUGUGGCCCGUGGUGCUCCAGAGAAUGUCGGCGGCUCCCGGGACUCCGCGCGGAAAGAGAAGUUUGCCCGGCGUGGACCCAGUGACCUUUCCAAGCUGUGCGCCUCCCUGCCUGGACCGGGUCUGAGCGGCGCUGCCCCGGCGGACCUUUCCCCGGGAGGGUGUCUCUGCGCGCCGUCGUCUCCCUGGGUUUUCACCGGAGCCCCACACCCACCGGCCUCUGAGUCCUGGAAGAAAGGGGCGGCUCCCCGCGCCCCCCGUCCGCCCCGACCAUGGGGAGCAAGGCCCUGCCGGCGCCCAUCCCGCUCCACCCGUCGCUGCAGCUCACCAACUACUCCUUCCUGCAGGCCGUGAACACCUUCCCCGCCGCCGUGGACCACCUGCAGGGCCUGUACGGGCUCAGCGCCGUGCAGACCAUGCACAUGAACCACUGGACGCUGGGGUACCCCAACGUGCACGAGAUCGCGCGCUCCACCAUCACCGAGAUGGCCGCGGCGCAGGGCCUCGUGGACGCGCGCUUCCCCUUCCAGGCCCUGCCCUUCACCACGCACCUCUUCCACCCCAAGCAGGGGGCCAUCGCCCACGUGCUCCCCGCCCUGCACAAGGACCGGCCCCGUUUUGACUUUGCCAACUUGGCCGUGGCCGCCACGCAAGAGGACCCCCCGAAGAUGGGAGAGCUGAGCAAGCUGAGCCCCGGGCUGGGGAGCCCCAUCUCGGGCCUCAGUAAAUUGACUCCGGACAGAAAGCCCUCCCGAGGGAGGCUGCCCUCUAAAACGAAAAAAGAGUUUAUCUGCAAGUUUUGCGGCAGACACUUUACCAAAUCCUACAACUUGCUCAUCCACGAGAGGACCCACACGGACGAGAGGCCCUACACCUGCGACAUCUGCCACAAGGCCUUCCGGAGGCAAGACCAUCUGCGCGACCACAGGUAUAUUCAUUCCAAAGAAAAGCCGUUCAAAUGUCAGGAGUGUGGGAAAGGAUUCUGUCAGUCUAGAACUCUAGCAGUUCACAAAACUUUACACAUGCAGGAAUCUCCACACAAAUGUCCCACAUGUGGAAGAACCUUUAAUCAGAGAAGUAAUCUGAAAACUCACCUUCUCACCCAUACAGACAUCAAGCCCUACAGCUGCGAGCAGUGCGGCAAAGUGUUCAGGCGAAACUGUGAUCUGCGGAGGCACAGCCUGACUCACACCCCGCGGCAGGACUUCUAGAGAAGCCCAGGAUCUGUCCCGUGCCCCCCCCC